AUGAUUAGACUUGCUAGAAGACAAAUUAGAUUAUCCAAACCUGUUAAUAUUCUGACUAGAUGUUUGGUAAACUCUGCUCGUGUUUUCCAAUCUCGUAUUCCUGCAAAUAACUCAGCAUCUUUGGGGAUUGACAAAACCAUCGAAUCAAAUAUUCAAUCAGAAACUAAUAAAUUAGCUAAAACUGGUGCUAGAUUCUGGAAGAAAGGUGAUGUUUAUUUUAAUCCAGAUACAAAGAAAUAUGAAAUCCAAUUAGAUGGUAAAACUCUACGUACCCCAUUAGGUUUCCCAUUAGAAUUGCCUGAAAGUAAAAAACAAUUGGCCUAUUUGAUUGCUCAUGAAUGGACCCACUUGCCAGAUCUUAAAGUCAAAUCUAGUACAUUACCAUUAACUGCAUUGGCAACUAGAGCAAUCGAUUUAAGUAAACAUCAUUUAAGUGAUAGUGAUAAAGCAAAAGAAAUGCUUGCUUUAGAAGACAUCAAGUUACAGAUGUUGAGAUAUCUCGAUACUGAUACAUGUCUUAUUUUUGCUACCAACAGAGAAUGUGAUGGUAAAUUAAGAAAAAGACAAGAAGAAAUUUAUCGUCCAUUGAUUGCUGAAUUUGAUGAAUUUUUCACCAAAUAUGCUCAUACUAAGAAAUUAAUCCCAGAAAAUGAAUCAAUUGAAUUAAAAUUCUUGGAUUGUGAAAAAGACGGUUUAAGAGGUAAUAAACAAGGUGAAAAAACUCAAGAAGUUGUAUUGGAUUGGUUGGAUCAAUUACCAAUUUACGAUUUGAUUGCUUUAGAAAAAACCAUAUUGACUUCUAAAUCAUUCUUGUGUGGUAUUACGUUGUUGAGAUCUAACGUUAAUGAUGAACAAACGCUUAAGAGCUUGUAUCAAAUCAAUAAACAAGAUACUAAAGACUACUACCAUAAGAGUUUAGAGGAUGUGGUAGAGUUGGCUAAUUUAGAAACCAUUUUCCAAACUGGCGAAUGGGGAGAAGUUGAAGAUACUCAUGAUGUUGAUAAACACGAUUGGUUAAGAAACUUGGCCAGUGCUGCUUUAGUAUGCCAUUAG
Candida tropicalis MYA-3404 is the source of this 1053-nucleotide messenger RNA. Its product is annotated as ATP synthase complex assembly protein. Gene Ontology annotation, biological process: mitochondrial proton-transporting ATP synthase complex assembly. Gene Ontology annotation, cellular component: mitochondrion. The coding region runs from base 1 to 1053 and encodes 350 amino acids. The transcript has a single exon. Lineage: Eukaryota; Fungi; Ascomycota; Pichiomycetes; Serinales; Debaryomycetaceae. The record is from RefSeq and is a predicted model, not a curated record.